AUGGAAGCCAAGACAACCCGAUUCUUGACGCAGUUUUCACGUGCUGUAUUUGCUCAAUGGGUUCAAUCAUCUGAAUAUGAUCAAUUCUGGCAUAAUAAAGCGUCUGUACAUUCCAUACUGAAGGAAGCAGUGACAAAAUUACCAUUGGGAAAGCUUCAAACCUAUUUAUUAGAGCAUGUAACAUCACUGGAGACACAAUUGGUCGUCUUGUUACAGGAUUUGUAUGUAAAUUACACUGCAAAGGACAAGGAAAUAGACGCAGGGAUACAUGGUCCAUUAUUGAAUGAAGAGAUGACAGAACUCGAGCUCACACGAGCAACUAGUGGCGUUUCUACAGAGACACAACGACGAUUAACAGGUGUCCUCGCUCUGGACGUCGAUCUUGAUGCAGUGGAUCAUUUUUUAAUGGAUAAAGAGGUGGAAAAUACAGAGAAACUCGUGCAGCUCUUUGUGCUCAUCGCAGCGCGUAAUUACGAGACGCCAGUGGAGCAGAAACACAAACGUGGACUUGUUCUAAAGCGUUUGGCACGCUGUGCUCAGAAUCUCGUCAAGAACUUGUGCUCAGAGUCGAGUAAUUGGUGUUGUCGGGAUCAUGAACAGGUGCAACAAUUGCGUACACUAUUGGAGCGUAUUGUGACUCAAGAUACGGUAGCACUUGCUCGAAGUAGAGCUCAUGGAGAAGAUGACAGGAGCUUGAAGACUCCGUGGACAAUGUUUUACCGUCCAGAAGAGAGUAAAGAGUUUCAGAAGGUGUCGUAUGACAAUGAAAUGGCCAAGAUUUAUGGUCUUCUGCUCACGUUGGCAGUCUACUUUCCCAUUGAAUACGGUGGGGAGGAAGAAACAUCCGAUGAGUCGUUAUCUUCCGAUGAUGAGAAGGAAGAAUCAACAGAGAGGCCGCAGCAACAAAAGCAUAUCAGUGCGCUGGCUCAGGCUCAGCUCACAACUCGACAAAUACUGCUUGCUGCUCAGAUGCGGCAGCGUGAGCUCGACCAGAACAACCAGUGGCUUGUGUCAGUGUUGUCCUUCUCCCAGAGCCUGCACAAGCCUGUGACAUUCUUGGACGAAAAUGGAGACGAGAUGUUUGACUAUCAGGACCGGUGUGCACUCCUCGACUGUGUUGGCAACCUGUACACGCGCGUAUUUGCCACUACGGCACUAUUUGACCAAGCAAAGAAGAAUAGAACCGAAGAAGAGACGGCAGUGCAGGAUCGUAGCGUGUUUGAGGCCGUUGUAUGUCUCCGUAAUGCGGCACAUUUCAUGCGCGUUGAGCGCAAGUCGAGUCUUCCAGUGAUCACGACGGCAAUGGCUCAUUUGGCUGGUGUGAUGUUACCUGCAAGUUUCGUAUCAUGGUUGGACCAUGAACAGACCACGAAUCCAAAGUCUGUACUCGAGAUAGCCACACAACGACUGCGGCAGAAAUGCACUGGCGAGCAUCAAAUGAUGAAUCUUUUGCUCAGUUCAACCAAUAUAUCGGAUGACGAGAUGCGUCUUAUUCAACGGAAGUACUGCGAAUACUUGGAUCAAGUGGCUGGAGGGAAUGCAAACAAGUCGAAUGAUCAAGCACAUUCCAACUCGUUGGCUUCUACUGCAAACAAUGCCAAGGGUUUGUCUGUUGAUGCUGAGGAUCUAUUUUACACGGAUAAUGCUGGUCAAGAAGAAGAAGAAAACAAAGAGAAGAUGAGUAAAUCCAAGAAAAAGCGUGUUAACAAGAAGAAGAAACAGCGCUCGAAAAACAACAAAAACGUCGACGAGUCUUUGCCAAAGCGUAGUCGAGUAUCGAGUAAUUAA
This is a messenger RNA of Peronospora belbahrii, 1788 nucleotides long. The record is from the annotation of a GenBank genome assembly. NCBI's taxonomy places the organism in Eukaryota, Oomycota, Peronosporomycetes, Peronosporales, Peronosporaceae.